AAAUAUUGCAUUUCAAUUACAGGCGUCGAUUAGCAAGGUGAAAGUAACAGAACCAUGGCUCAGUUUCCAACACCUUUUGGUGGCAGCCUGGAUAUUUGGGCCAUAACUGUAGAGGAAAGAGCGAAGCAUGACCAACAGUUCCAUAGUUUAAAGCCAAUAUCUGGAUUUAUUACUGGUGAUCAAGCUAGAAACUUUUUUUUUCAAUCUGGGUUACCUCAACCUGUUUUAGCACAGAUAUGGGCGCUAGCUGAUAUGAACAAUGAUGGGAGGAUGGAUCAAGUGGAGUUCUCCAUAGCUAUGAAACUCAUCAAACUGAAGCUGCAAGGCUACCAGCUCCCCAGUACGCUUCCCCCUGUCAUGAAACAGCAGCCAGUUGCUAUUUCUAGUGCACCAGCGUUUGGUAUGGGCGGUAUCCCCAGCAUGCCCCCGCUGACCGCUGUUGCUCCAGUGCCAAUGGGCUCCAUUCCAGUUGUCGGAAUGUCUCCACCCCUCGUAUCUUCUGUCCCUGCGGCAGCAGUGCCCCCCCUGGCUAAUGGGGCACCCCCGGUCAUACAGCCUCUGCCUGCGUUUGCUCAUCCUGCCGCCACAUUGCCAAAGAGUUCUUCCUUUAGUAGAUCUGGUCCAGGGUCACAGUUAAACACUAAAUUACAGAAGGCACAGUCAUUUGACGUGGCUAGCGUCCCUCCAGCCGCAGAGUGGGCCGUUCCCCAGUCCUCCAGACUGAAAUACAGACAGUUAUUCAAUAGUCAUGACAAAACCAUGAGUGGACACUUAACAGGUCCUCAAGCAAGAACUAUUCUUAUGCAGUCAAGUUUACCACAGGCUCAGCUGGCUUCAAUAUGGAAUCUUUCUGACAUUGAUCAAGAUGGAAAACUCACAGCAGAAGAGUUUAUCCUGGCUAUGCACCUGAUUGAUGUAGCCAUGUCUGGCCAACCACUGCCACCGGUCCUGCCUCCAGAAUACAUUCCACCCUCCUUUAGAAGAGUUCGAUCUGGCAGUGGGAUAUCUGUCAUAAGCUCAUCAUCGGUAGAUCAGAGGUUACCGGAAGAACCAGUUUUAGAAGACGAACAGCAACAACUAGAAAAGAAACUACCUGUCACGUUCGAGGAUAAGAAGCGUGAGAACUUCGAGCGCGGCAAUCUGGAACUGGAGAAGCGGAGACAAGCGCUCUUGGAGCAGCAGCGCAAAGAGCAGGAGCGCCUGGCCCAGCUGGAGCGGGCGGAGCAGGAGCGGAAGGAGCGGGAGCGCCAGGAGCAAGAGCGCAAAAGACAACUGGAGCUGGAGAAGCAACUGGAAAAGCAGCGGGAACUAGAACGGCAGAGGGAGGAGGAGCGGAGGAAGGAAAUCGAGAGACGAGAGGCUGCAAAACGGGAGCUUGAAAGGCAACGACAACUUGAAUGGGAACGGAACCGGAGACAAGAACUAUUAAAUCAAAGAAACAAAGAACAAGAGGACAUAGUUGUGCUAAAAGCAAAGAAGAAGACUUUGGAAUUUGAAUUAGAAGCUCUAAAUGAUAAAAAGCAUCAACUAGAAGGAAAACUUCAGGAUAUCAGAUGUCGAUUGACGACCCAGAGGCAAGAGAUUGAGAGCACAAACAAAUCUAGAGAGUUGAGAAUUGCUGAAAUCACCCAUCUACAGCAACAAUUACAGGAGUCUCAACAAAUGCUUGGAAGACUUAUCCCAGAAAAACAGAUACUCAAUGACCAAUUAAAACAAGUUCAGCAGAACAGUUUGCACAGAGAUUCACUUCUCACACUGAAAAGAGCCUUAGAAGCAAAAGAACUAGCUCGGCAGCAGCUCCGAGACCAACUGGAUGAAGUGGAGAAAGAAACUAGGUCAAAACUACAGGAGAUUGAUAUUUUCAACAAUCAGCUGAAGGAAUUAAGGGAAAUCCAUAAUAAGCAGCAACUCCAGAAACAGAAGUCCAUAGAAGCAGAACGGCUGAAACAGAAAGAACAAGAACGAAAGAUCCUAGAAUUAGAAAAACAAAAAGAAGAAGCCCAAAGACGAGCUCAGGAAAGGGACCAACAGUGGCUUGAGCACGUUCAACAAGAUGAUGAGCAUCCGCGGCCGAGAAAACCCCACGAGGAGGAAAAACUCAAAAGGGAAGAGAGUGUCAAAAAGAAGGACAGUGAGGAAAAGGGCAAACAGGAAAUGCAGGACAAGCUGAGUCGGCUCUUCCAUCCACAUCCAGAACCAGCUAAGCCCGCUGUCCAAGCACCCUGGUCCACCGCAGAAAAAGCCCCACUUACAAUUUCUGCACAGGAGAAUAUAAAAGUGGUGUAUUACCGAGCACUGUAUCCCUUCGAGUCCAGAAGUCAUGACGAAAUCACGAUCCAGCCAGGAGAUAUAGUCAUGGUGGAUGAGAGCCAAACUGGAGAACCGGGGUGGCUUGGAGGAGAAUUAAAGGGCAAGACAGGGUGGUUCCCUGCAAACUACGCAGAGAAGAUCCCAGAAAACGAGGUUCCCGCUCCAGUCAAAGCAGUGACUGAUGCCACCUCCACCCCUGCGCCCAAACUGGCUGUGCGUGAGGCCCCCGCCUCUUCGGCCGUGACGUCCGCGGAGCCCUCCACGACCCCCAACAACUGGGCCGACUUCAGCUCCACGUGGCCCACCAGCACGAGCGAGAAACCAGAGACCGAUAACUGGGACGCGUGGGCAGCCCAGCCCUCCCUCACCGUUCCAAGUGCCGGGCAGUUAAGGCAGAGAUCGGCCUUUACUCCAGCCACGGCCACAGGCUCCUCUCCAUCUCCCGUCUUAGGCCAGGGUGAAAAGGUGGAGGGGCUACAGGCGCAAGCUUUGUAUCCUUGGAGAGCCAAAAAAGACAACCAUUUAAAUUUUAACAAAAAUGAUGUCAUCACCGUCCUGGAGCAGCAAGACAUGUGGUGGUUUGGAGAAGUUCAAGGCCAGAAGGGUUGGUUCCCCAAGUCCUAUGUGAAACUCAUUUCAGGGCCCAUAAGGAAAUCUACAAGCAUGGACUCUGGUUCCUCAGAAAGUCCUGCUAGUCUCAAGAGAGUGGCUUCCCCAGCAGCCAAGCCGGCCGUGUCGGGAGAAGAAUUUAUUGCCAUGUACACUUACGAGAGUUCUGAGCAAGGCGAUUUAACCUUUCAGCAAGGGGAUGUGAUUUUGGUUACCAAGAAAGAUGGUGACUGGUGGACAGGAACAGUGGGCGACAAGUCCGGAGUCUUCCCUUCUAACUAUGUGAGGCUUAAAGAUUCAGAGGGCUCUGGAACUGCUGGGAAAACAGGGAGUUUAGGAAAAAAACCUGAAAUCGCCCAGGUGAUUGCCUCCUACACCGCCACCGGUCCCGAGCAGCUCACCCUGGCCCCUGGCCAGCUGAUUUUGAUCCGAAAAAAGAACCCAGGUGGAUGGUGGGAAGGAGAGCUGCAAGCACGUGGGAAAAAGCGCCAGAUAGGCUGGUUCCCUGCUAAUUAUGUCAAACUUUUAAGCCCGGGGACAAGCAAAAUCACUCCAACAGAGCCAGCUAAGCCGACAGCAUUCCCGGCAGUGUGCCAGGUGAUCGGGAUGUACGACUACACCGCGCAGAACGACGACGAGCUGGCCUUCAACAAGGGCCAGAUCAUCAACGUCCUCAACAAGGAGGACCCCGACUGGUGGAAGGGAGAAGUCCACGGCCAGGUGGGGCUCUUCCCGUCCAACUACGUGAAGCUGACCACCGACACGGACCCCAGCCAGCAAUGGUGUUCAGACUUACAUCUCCUGGAUAUGUUGACCCCAACUGAGAGAAAGCGACAGGGAUACAUCCACGAGCUAAUUGUCACGGAGGAGAACUACGUGAAUGACCUGCAGCUGGUCACAGAGAUCUUUCAGAAACCCCUGAUGGAGUCUGAGCUGCUGACAGAAAAAGAGGGUGCUAUGAUUUUUGUUAACUGGAAGGAGCUGAUUAUGUGUAAUAUCAAACUACUGAAAGCGCUGAGAGUGCGCAAGAAGAUGUCCGGGGAGAGGAUGCCGGUGAAGAUGAUCGGGGACAUCCUGACCGCGCAGCUGCCGCACAUGCAGCCCUACAUCCGCUUCUGCAGCUGCCAGCUCAACGGGGCUGCCCUGAUCCAGCAGAAGACAGACGAGGCCCCGGACUUCAAGGAGUUUGUCAAAAGACUGGCCAUGGACCCUCGCUGUAAGGGGAUGCCACUCUCUAGUUUUAUACUGAAGCCUAUGCAACGGGUAACAAGAUACCCACUGAUCAUUAAAAAUAUCCUGGAAAACACUCCUGAAAACCACCCGGACCACAGCCACUUGAAGCACGCCCUGGAGAAGGCAGAGGAGCUGUGCUCCCAGGUGAACGAAGGGGUGCGGGAGAAGGAGAACUCGGACCGGCUGGAGUGGAUCCAGGCCCAUGUGCAGUGUGAAGGCUUGUCUGAGCAACUUGUGUUCAAUUCAGUGACCAAUUGCUUGGGGCCACGCAAGUUUCUGCACAGCGGGAAGCUCUACAAGGCCAAGAGCAACAAGGAGCUGUACGGCUUCCUCUUCAAUGACUUCCUCCUGCUGACCCAAAUCAUAAAGCCCCUGGGCUCCUCCGGCACCGACAAAGUCUUCAGCCCCAAAUCAAACCUGCAGUAUAAAAUGUACAAAACACCUAUUUUCCUGAAUGAAGUUCUAGUAAAGUUACCCACUGACCCUUCAGGGGACGAACCCAUCUUCCACAUUUCCCACAUCGACCGAGUCUACACCCUCCGAGCAGAAAGCAUAAACGAAAGGACCGCCUGGGUGCAGAAAAUCAAAGCGGCUUCUGAGCUCUAUAUAGAGACGGAGAAGAAGAAGCGGGAGAAGGCAUAUCUGGUCCGUUCCCAGAGGGCCACAGGCAUUGGAAGGUUGAUGGUGAAUGUAGUGGAAGGCAUUGAGCUGAAGCCCUGUCGGUCACAUGGAAAGAGUAACCCAUACUGCGAGGUGACAAUGGGCUCCCAGUGUCACAUCACCAAGACGAUCCAGGACACUCUGAAUCCCAAAUGGAAUUCCAACUGCCAGUUCUUCAUCAAAGACCUGGAACAGGAGGUGCUCUGCAUCACUGUGUUUGAGAGGGACCAGUUCUCGCCAGAUGAUUUUUUGGGUCGGACGGAGAUCCGUGUGGCUGACAUCAAGAAGGACCAGGGUUCCAAGGGUCCAGUCACAAAGUGUCUCCUGCUGCACGAAGUUCCCACAGGAGAGAUUGUGGUCCGCCUGGACCUGCAGUUGUUUGAUGAGCCGUAGGGAGCCGGCCAGGGCCUGCUAGCAGAGCUCCAGCCCGAGGCAGUGGAUGCUGUCCCGAAAUGAGGACCACCGUUUGGUGUUCGGCCACAGGGCAGCAGGAAAGCAAAGAGAGGCCCCUUAAAGCUUCCAGGAAUCCUUCUUGACAAUCCUUCCCCCAAACAAUUUCCCAUUUUAUGAAACAAAACUCACUGCAGGUCUCAUCGUGGCUUCUAGGGUCUUUGAAACACCAUAGCCCCCGGCUCUGUUUGGUUGGGAGUCUGGUCUGUCCCCGGGCCUGAGGCUUGGGUCUGGUUAAUGUAAAACAGAUUUAUAAAUGCAAUGUCUGUUUUUUUGGAGAACUCAUGUAACCCUAUUUCUUACCUCCACCAGCCCCCAAGGAGGCCCCCUGACCUAUGACGCCCAGUCCCUGGUGUGUUUAGAAAUAACAUGAUGGUCUUGUCAUUGUUUCAGGAUCUUGUUCCCCACGCUGGGACCUUAUUUGAAAUGCUGCCCGGGGUCUGCUCACUCGGGCAGGUGGUCUCCUGAUCUCUGAUCUAGGUCUAGCUCUUGGAAGAGCUGGUCCGUGGAAGAUUCUAGCAGGUGUGUUGGUAGAGCUUUUCCAGUCUCCUCCAGGUCUUUUAUUGAUAGAUGCUGAUGAAAACUGUCAGUAUCAGGUGAUCUGAUCGUGAGCGCCAGCGUGCUCGGAAGAGGGCUGAGAAAGGCUGUUACCUACAGAGUCACUCUCUGCUGGAUUAGAUCCCUGCAGGUCACCUGAAAGGCUGCUUUACGACGUUAUUGGGUCCUGGUUGCCAGCCCAGUUGGAAAGCUCUCUUUUGGCUUGGAGGUCCUGUGAUGUUUUAUGACAAGAGUAGUUGCCGGUGACCAGCUCUGAGCCUGUUCUUGCUUGAAUGAGCUGGAUCCUGAUUGUCAUGGGAAAUGUCAGCAGAUAUCCUUGGUACGUUCCCCUGAAAGCAUCCCCAAGGCGUGAGAAGGAAAAGGGACCAUCUGUGGAGGAAAUCUAUUAGAUGGUGGGGGACAGACCCUAGGAGCACGCAUGGCCCUCAGUUCCAGGGAAGAAGACCCGAGACUUCCCCAGACUCCUCCGUACACAGCCAGCCUCUCAGUAAUGGAAAAAGCUGCGUGCUUGUUGCCAGUCAGGAGAGUAUGACCGCGUGCCAAGCUGUUUGGUUUGAGUUCUUUGAGUUUUUCUCCUUAAAUGCCGGGAGAUAGGCUGGCUAACCAGAUAAGAACUUGAUUCGCGAAUGAAAAGUGUGGGUGAUAUUUUGUCCGCAUGUUAAUGUUCUCACAGUCGCUGUUUGUCUUUUUCAUGAUGUGUUCUUUGCAUGUUCUCUUGGUACUGGAAUCCUGUGUUGGACAGUGUUCUCUCUGAUUGUAGGUCCUUAGAAUUUAGUUAGGGUUGUAGAGACACGUUCUAAAGACAGCAUCGACAUAGGGGCAGGGUGAACCACCCACGUGCUGGGAACUGAAUGUGUGGCAUCCUACUUUCCCAUGAGACCCUGUCAUUGUCCAAGUGAUUUUUUUAAACGUGUGUGUCGGAAAGGGCCACAAAGUUUACAUUUCAUACUUUUAAGAAACACUUUAUUAUUUAUUUAUUAAAGAUAGUGUAGAAUUUUAUAUCAAGAACAACAGACAUAGGUAUUUUUUGAAACAAGCAGAUAUACCCUUUAGUUAGAAACUCUCAACUGAAGACAUUGGAGACCAAGUUCAGCUCCAAGCGUGCAUUUGUUCCCCACCUCCCAGCAGAAAACAUGGUUAAAAUACUUUAAGUUUGUAUUUUUUUGGAUGUUGUUAAGAAACUGUUUAAAAUUAAACCUACAAAUAGACCCACAAAUCAUGCUUUCCUAUUUCUAUACCCAGUGCAGUUUGAUCAGUGUAUUUAUGAAGAACAUGUUACUAUGGUAGAUAAAGAAGGAUUACCUGUGUAAAUUGGGUCGUUUUGGGUCACCAUCCCAGUCCCUGUCUUUUGGUCUUCUCUUUUUUUCAUCGACUUUCUUUGCAUGUGAAUGUUGGGCAUCACCGUUCAUUAGGUUGGAUGUCAUGUGCUCAAUUACAUCCAAGUAUCUGUAGCCUUUUUAGGUCCACCAAGUCACCUACUCACAGAGUCCCAUUAUUGGAAGUAAUGUAGCAUGAAAAAGCAAUAUGUGCUUCUUUUUCACCAAGUGACUAUACUGAGCGUCUCUUAGUUGCUCCUCCAGGGUGGUGAUUCUGGAUUACUGUCCUUGUCCUCACUGGGGUCAUUUGUUACAUGCCCAGUUGAACUUAUGGAUGAGUUAGGCUGGUCCUGGGGUCCAGCUGUGACUCCUGAGUCUUGUGUGAGAUACAGGAAUGUGGGUGAUGCCUGGAGUCUCAAAUUUUUUGACCUCUAGUCCUUCACUUCUACCUUUUUGGCUGCCUGGGGAGUAUUUCAUAGAGAUGAAAUGUCCCUUGCCAAUAAGCAAUCUGUGUCCUAGUUCUUUGCUUUCAAAACCAGGGUUUCUCCAGGCUGCUGCAUCCUGGCGUUCUGACUCCAGCCCUCCAGACAUCCCUGCGAGCUUCCUUCUUCUCUGAGCCACACCGACUUCCUCUAAGCCCAACAGGGGGCCUUUCUGCUCACAAGGCUGUGCCCUGAGGACAGGAGCCCUUGAGCUGGGGCUCCUUUGUAGACCAGCUCUUCUGAAGGAACAAUCUGUACCCCCGGCCCCCGGGGCAGGGUCUCUCUGGCAGACAGCAUCCUCUCCUGGAACCAGGUCUGUUGUGACCAUGAGAGCCUGAAGAUGUGGUUCAUUCAGAUCCAGGGCUGGCCUGACACAGGGAGACAGACCCUUCUAGGCUGGGGUCUCCAAGGAUGCUCGAGAAACUGGGGCCAGGCUUCCUGGGUUGACUGUUUGGAUUACAUGCCCUGACCUCUGAAGACAGAGGAGAGAGCUAUAUUCCCAAAGAACAUUCAUAUUAAAGGGGGCCUUUUUUUUUCUUCUUUGCUUUUUGAACAAUCUAAGUAUGACCUAAGUCAAUGAAAGUAACUGAUUUCAUCUAGUUGAGUAGCACUGAAUUUAACUGGGAAAAAAAAAUCCCAUUAGAAAAUGGGAAGUUGACCACUUGUGUUGUCUUGGUGACCUGGUACCCCAAAGUCCUGUCUGUUCAGGAGUUGCCUGGUGCAAACAUACAGCCACUGACCACACAGAGUGGGGGUGUUCGAGA
Vicugna pacos (alpaca) is the source of this 8382-nucleotide messenger RNA. Lineage: Eukaryota; Metazoa; Chordata; Mammalia; Artiodactyla; Camelidae. The record is from RefSeq and is a predicted model, not a curated record.